Talaromyces proteolyticus is the source of this 852-nucleotide messenger RNA. Its product is annotated as ClpP/crotonase-like domain-containing protein. Bases 1 to 852 code for a protein of 283 amino acids. The record is from RefSeq and is a predicted model, not a curated record. The transcript is spliced from 5 exons. Gene Ontology annotation, biological process: fatty acid beta-oxidation. Gene Ontology annotation, cellular component: peroxisomal matrix. NCBI's taxonomy places the organism in Eukaryota, Fungi, Ascomycota, Eurotiomycetes, Eurotiales, Trichocomaceae.
AUGCCAUCAUAUACAACUCUCACCGUUGAAGUUAGGGGAAGAAUAGGGAUCAUCACGCUGAAUAGACCUGAAGCACUUAAUGCGUUCAACCAAAAAAUGUCUAUUGAGAUUAUUGAGGCGUUUCGGGAACUCAAUCAACACCCAGAAACUAUCUUCACCGUUCUGACAGGCAACGGUCGAUUCUUCUCUGCUGGAGCUGAUGUGAAAGCGCCGAUCGAUCCUCCACCCCCGGAAUACACACGAUCAGAGACAAAAGUGCACUAUCUGUCUCAGUUUACCCGUGCUCUAGAGCUUCUUCGUUCCAUGAUUGAUCAUAGCAAGGUCUUGGUACUAGCUCUCAACGGUCCAGCAGUUGGCGGCGGGGCGGCGUGGUUUGAGGGUGUUGCCGACAUCGUUUUCGCCGCAAAAGGGUCAUGGCUUCAAGUUCCUUUCAACGCUUUAGGCCUUGUUCCUGAAAAUGGCAGCGCCCUUCAUUUUGCGCAAAACAUAGGAAUACAUCGUGCGAAUGACAUUCUAAUGUUUGGUCGCAAGUGUUCAGUAGAGGAACUAGAAUCAUGGGGGAUGGUUAAUCGUAUCUUUCCUUCGGAAGGGUUUCACAACCACGUCUUAGCUUUCCUGGAAGAACAGCUUGCGGUGAAUGACGGGAAGAGUAUGAUUGAAACGAAAAGACUUCAAAAUUCACCAUUGCGUAAGGAUAGGCUUUUUGCUGUAUAUGAAUCAGUGGAUGCUUUGGCAGAGAGAUUUGUCGACGGGGCGCCUCGGGAGAGAUUCGCUAAAAAGAGGCAACAGCUGCUUAAAGGAAACAAAGCGAAUACAGGUGACCAGCGUGGACAUUUGAAGUCAUCGUUGUAA